Messenger RNA from Aaosphaeria arxii CBS 175.79, 3601 nucleotides. RefSeq lists its product as uncharacterized. NCBI's taxonomy places the organism in Eukaryota, Fungi, Ascomycota, Dothideomycetes, Pleosporales. The record is from RefSeq and is a predicted model, not a curated record. The transcript has a single exon. Bases 69 to 3320 code for a protein of 1083 amino acids.
CUCUCCCCUUACAACACAACAUUUUGUUUUUUGAGGCUACGGCGGGUUCACCGUCAGACUCAGACACUAUGGCCUCGUCUCCCACGAUUAAACCGCAACUGGAGCGUCUCCAGAUCGCAGACAGUCCACCUCCCGUGGAUCUCCACCAUCCGACACCAGAUCUACAGUCGCUGCAAGGGGCUUAUGUUGGGAAUAUCGAACGCCUGGAGGACCAUGCCGAACGGAUGAGCGAGAAGGGCUCAGAUCUUGGGGAAGAGAUACGGAAACUUCAUGAGGAACAAAAACUAUCUGACAGCCGUCGUUCUUCCAUGCGUUCUGCAGUCGUUGCCGACGAACCCACGCGACCGUUCAGUUCCAGGAGCCGCAACGCAUCAACAAGCUCAUACACGAAUUCGAUUGUUGACGUGAACGGUGCCGCACGUUGGGGUGGUUACUCCCCAGGAGGCUACGUAACAUCUCCGGUUGGGUCAUUGCACUCUGCAUCAUUUGCCCAUCCUUCCUCACUCCAACGGCAGCGCUCAGGAUCAAGGGCUUCCCGACUCGGCCAAGUGGUGCACACAGAAGGCGAAAACGAAGAGACACAUAUCCCUACCGACCAUCCUGGAUCACCACAGUCGCACAAGUCUGUACCACGGUCCGUUCGACGACACAGCUCUCCACCUGCCCCAAGCCAUCGUUCAGUGUCGUCGUUCACCCAGAAGUAUGAUCAGAUUGCACAGGAGAUACAGAAUGAGAUGCAAGAGAACAUCAGGAAUAGUCAACAUCUGGAACAAGGGCCAUUUGAUGGGCACUCUUAUCCCUCCGAUAUGCCAGAUAGGCCGCCCACCGCAGCUUCUACCGAUACGACACAUCAAGCGCGAGUUUUAUGGCAAGACUUUGAUGGUGUUCAUUGUCCUGAUACAGUUCCCGAGGAAGAAUAUACCCCAUCCCAAGGUAGUGGUAGCCGAAAGUCAUCUUUGAUUAAAGCAGAGCCUCAGCGGCCUGUGCAAGAAGUACCUCCUCCCUCCGAUGGCAUGAUUUUCUACCCCGCUCCCGUUCCCAAAAUGCUCAAUCUUCCCAAGAGGCUGUCACAACUGCCAGCAGCCAAUGUACAGGCACGUCGCCGUACACAACUAUUGGAGUCAAUGCAAUCCGAGAAUAGGAAAUCCAUGAAUUGGGCUGGGGAGGGCGAAAGCGAUCCUAAACAAAAUCGAAAAAGUAUGGAUCCACGUAAAAGCCGCCAAAGCCUGGCUGGCCUGCCACCCCAGCUACGAGCGAGCGCCUAUUUUGAUCAAGCUCCUCCUGCACAAGAAUAUGAAGUGAAAGGUGAAUCUGCCGAAGAUACUCUGGAAAGUAUUUUGGCAGCAUCUGCGCACGCUCCUGUUUCUGCAUUCACAGAUCAUCCUUUUGCAGGACAUGUUGGCAAUGAAGUAUACGGCAAAGAAAAACACAAUCGAAGAGCGUCUAAAGCCGUAGAUCUUAAAAUCGCCGCUGAUGCGGACAAAACCGAGAACCGAAAGAGUCGGAGCUCACUAAAUCUAUUGGAUACACGUCGAAAUUCGAGUGGGGAUCCUCUGAAUAAAUUGAAAAAGCGCAACAGCUCCGCGGAUCUGAAUGUGUUGAUAGUCCGAGCAGGCGAGAGCCGGAUGAGUUUGGGCGAUGAGCUUGACGAACCAGACCACGAUGCUCGGGGUCCUGCGAUCGCUGAUGAAACGACACCAACCAGACGGUCAUUAGAUGAAUAUGACGAGCGUCAUUCAGACGAUGAGAAGGAAGGCGAAGACGGGGAGUACUCAGACGAGGAAGAGGAUGAGCAACAUUACUUUGGACCACCGACAACAUUACUGGCCGAACUCCAAAUGCGUAAGCAGCAACAGAAGAGUCGCAAUCUAACAGCAGCCACUGCGUUUCCCAAUGGAAUGCAUUCCACCCUGCUCCAACUUGAUGCAGUUGCAGAAAUCGAGAAGAAGAAACGUAAAGGUCAGAAGGUCAAUCUAGCAUGGGAGGCAGCGCCACCAGUGAACCCCGAGGAAGAUGAUUCUGACGAUGAAGUACCACUGGGAAUGCUGUACCCCGGCCGUGAGGGCCUUGCGAAGAGGGCAGGCAAUGCACCACAGCAGAACCACGACUGGGACCGCCCUCUAGGACUGAUAGCCCAGCGAGAAUUGGAAGACAACGAGCCUCUUAGUCGUCGCCGCACAAGACUGGUGGGUUUCGAGCCUGCGAGGCGACGAACUCAACUGCCCGACAUGAACCAAGGCGGACAGCAUCUUACUGUACCCACUAGCACUACUCCUCAGCCGGAAUCUGAAGAGGAUGAGGGCGAGACACUUGCUCAACGGGUACGCCGACUCAAGGACCAAAAGGCCUUGGAUAACGCGCUCGGUCCCGAUGUUCGUAAGAGUACUGUGAGUGGCGACUUUGCUGCAGAAUUAAUGAGCGAAUUCGGCGUUCCCGCCACUGAAGACGCUCCGAAGCCAUCUCCAUCUCCUGGUGCCGAAGUAGAGGAAACACUUGGCCAGCGACGGGCUCGCCUACAACGUGAAGCACAGGCGCGUGGUGAUGCCAAUCCUUUGGGCAGUCGUCCACCUCUACGUUCGUCUAUGAGUAUGGCCGAUAUCCUCUCUGCUCAUCCGAUCGACAACACUCACGCUGCUCGAGGAGUGUCUGACGAACAGCUGCUGUCCUCACUUCCUCAAGGAAGCCUUCUUCACAAGAAUGCAGUGAGGCAAUCUCGUCUUGAAGCCGAGAGAAUUGAUCGUAACAGGCGUACGUCAAGCUACGGUGCUCUUGACGGGCCGCUACUUCAAGGCGUUGGGAAAGAAGCCCCUGAGCAAGCUGUUGCCGCAAAUAUUAAAGCUUACAAGGAGCGUUACGCUGGUCCAGGUACUCCGCAGACUGCACCUAUGCCAGCAAUGCAAUCGACAAUGUAUGGUUCGAAUGGAGGUUUAAAUCCGGCAAUGUCGAACAUGAACCUUCCUGGACAACGAGAAAGUUUCUUCCCGGGAAUGAUGCCUCAGAUGGGCAUGAAUGGCAUACCUGGGAUGAACGGCAUGGGUGCGAUGGGCUAUCCUGGUGGCAACAUGAUGAUGCAGCAUCAGCAGCAGCAACAAAUGAUGGCCAUGAACAUGAGUAUGAUGGGGAUGCAGAUGAACAGCAUGCCAGGUAUGCCACUUGGGUACGGUGCACAGAUGGGCGGCAUGAAUGGCAUGCGCCAGCCCUCCAUGUACGGCAUGCCGAUGGGUGGAGGCAUGCAAUUGCAACAACAAAUGGCUAUGGAACCUAUGAUGGAUCCGCGACAGAGAGAGACAAUUGACCGUUGGCGGAGUGGAGUCAGCUAGACAUUACGCAUUGUACUUGUUGGGAGGUCUGGCAUGAGUCGGUUGCAUGAUUUAAUGUGGGCAUGCUGUUGGAGUUCGGUCAUUGAUGUCUUGCAUUCAUCUAGCAUAGCGAUAUAUUGGUUCUACAAGGCAUUAUUUUGGAUGGAAAGGGAUAAAACACAUAGGUUGCAUUUGGAUCAGGUAGCCUUUGGAUCUUUGAGUUUAUAUACUCUCGAGCGCUCAGCACUAAUAUCUUUUUAAUAUCAUCACACUUACGUUCGACUCUCUAGAUAGAACCUAGA